Molecule: messenger RNA, 1530 nt
Organism: Ciona intestinalis (vase tunicate)
Lineage: Eukaryota; Metazoa; Chordata; Ascidiacea; Phlebobranchia; Cionidae
Product: nucleic acid dioxygenase ALKBH1
Biological process (GO): oxidative RNA demethylation
Cellular component (GO): nucleus; cytoplasm
Molecular function (GO): ferrous iron binding; oxidative RNA demethylase activity; broad specificity oxidative DNA demethylase activity
Source: RefSeq, a predicted model, not a curated record
UAGUCCACUAACAAGUAACAACCCCUAACUACUAUUAAACACCUAUAACCACUGACCCUCUAACACUUUCCACCAGCCUAUUCUGCUAUGUGCCGGAGGAUUUUUCACUAGUGCCAAUAUUUAUAAUCAAAAUGCCUAAAAUUCUUUUUCAUAUUUUUCAUUUAGUUUGUUUGAGUAAAAAUUAAGUAAUUCUUUCUCUUUCAUUGUGGUUUGUUGUGGAAUCUUCAUUGUUGUCACUGUGCACUAUGAGCCGAGCGAUUCAAGUAGUAAAAGCUCACGUUCCAUUGAUUAGUUUCCCAACCCGUGUCAAGUGGUCACCAAAGCUUACACCCCCUCCUGCAAUUAACGUCGCUGCUGUAUCGCCACAACUCCUAACCAACCAAGUUCCAGACACCAUAGAGGUUUUUCGCGUCGUGCCUGACCGAUUUCGUCGUCGCCCCGUUGAUAUUGAGGAGCUUGAAUACAUACAACGAGGGGGGCCUGAGUAAAAUGGACGACGAGACAAACGACAACAUUUUCAAACAAACUUUUAAAUAUUACAAACAAAAAGCCACACAGCCAUCAUUUGAUGAUGUAAUUGAUUUUAAAAACGCCCGGAACCUUGAUUCUGUUAUUGUUAAACAAGUACCUUCACCUUCCAAUGACUUGAUUGGUGAACUUGGUUUAAAGUACAAAGAAAACUGGGAGAUUUACGAGCUUAAAAAAGUCCCUGGUUUGUUUAUUAUUCCGAACUCAUUCACUGACAAAGGGCGAAGGAUGUGGGCGAAUAAAUGCGUGACCGAGUAUUUUAAGAAACCUCACGAAACAAACGUGGAUCCGUUUGAUGACAACCCAGAUAAGAUGUGGGAAUCAAGUUGUGAAUAUUUACAAAGCAAUGCGGGCAAAGGUUCAUGCACGUAUGAAGAUUCUCUAUCCUUACUAAAGUGUUGCCCGAUAUGGAAACUACGUUGGGCAACACUGGGUUACCAUCAUAAUUGGAACAGCAAGCAAUACAGCGAACAACCUUGUUCAGAACUCCCAAGCGAACUUCGUAAAACAAGCAAACUGUUCGCUUCCAUGAUUGGAACGGAUGAUUUUAAAGCAGAGGCGUCCAUAGUAAACUACUAUCAUGUUGGUAACGCCCUCUCACCCCAUGAUGACACAUCAGAGUUGUAUUUGGAAGCUCCGUUGGUUUCACUGAGUUUCGGGUUGUCUGCAGUCUUCCUUAUUGGAGGGACGAGUAAAGACCAAAAACCCGAAGCUUUAUUUAUUCGUUCUGGUGAUGUCAUAAUUAUGAGUGGCGCUUCACGCUUGGCUUACCACGCUGUACCAAGGAUAUUAAAACCUACCAGUGAUGCCCAACUUAAAUCUUCCAGUGUUGCCGACAACUUGGAUUUAUUUAUGUCACAUUCUCGUCUUAACAUUAACAUACGCCAAGUUCACUCCUAAUAAUACACCAUAUCUCAACGUCUAUACAACCUCAAUUUUGGUGAUUAGCAUAGUUCUAAAGAUUAAUUAAACGAAAUAUAUAUUUGUUGAUAUUGUAAAAGA